AUGGAGAAUCUGUUGAGGUUCAAAGGAUUGUGGAACCUAGUUAAGAAAGGUUUCGAGGAGCCUGAAACAACAACUCUGCAGACCAUCGCGCAACAGGCACAGAUGGACGAGAUAAAGAUGAAGGAUUACAGGAGCAAGUUUGGUGGAAAUGAGAGAGUGAAAAGGUCUCUUCUUAACACCUUAAGAAGAGAAUUUGAGGUGUUGGAAAUGAAGAAAGAAGAAACGAUCAAAGAUUAUUUUGCUAAAGUGCUGGCUGUAGCGAACCAGAUGCGAAGCAAUGGGGAGAUCAUGUCUGACUCGAUGAUUGUGGAGAAGAUUUUACGGACUUUGAUAGAACGUUUCACCUAUGUGGUAGUAUCUAUCGAAGAGGAAAAAGAUACAUGUACCAUGUCGGUUGAUGAAUUGCAAAGUUCAUUAUCUGUACAUGAAGAGAAGUUUAAGAGAAUGGAAAGAGAAGAAGAUCAUGCCUUAAAAGCUGUUGCUGGUAACGAAAGGUUUGACAGUAAAGGACAUGGCGUAAAUUCAUACAGAGGAUGUGGAAGAGGCAGAGAGAGAUCAUUUGACAAAGCCCAUGUAGAAUGCUAUAAAUGCCACAAAUUGGGGCAUUUUCAGUAUGAAUGUCCAAGGUGGAAGAGUAAAGCCAACUUUAUGGGACUUGAUGAAGAGGAAGAGUUACUCUUAAUGUCAUGUGUGAAGACACAUAACUCACAACAAGAUGGGUAUGGUUUCUUGAUUCGGGAUGCUCGAAUCAUAUGUGUGGGAACAAGAAUUGGUUUUCUCAACUUGAUCAAAGCUUUCGACACUCUGUCAAGCUUGAAAAUGAUACAAAACGAUGAUGUAAGUGAAGAUGUUGUUGUUGUACCAAACAUAAAGGAAGUAGUUGGAGAAGAACUACCAAGUCUGAACAUUCCAGCUGCAGAUCAAGGAAGGAUCAGACGGGAGAAUAGAAGAGCACCAGAGUGGCAAAAAGAUUAUGUGCGUAGCACAGGACUAGGCAUUUCUGAUGAAGACGAAGAAGUUGUUGUAAGCAAAAAAUGA
Gossypium raimondii (Peruvian cotton) is the source of this 1038-nucleotide messenger RNA. RefSeq lists its product as uncharacterized. Lineage: Eukaryota; Viridiplantae; Streptophyta; Magnoliopsida; Malvales; Malvaceae. The transcript has 3 exons. The record is from RefSeq and is a predicted model, not a curated record. Gene Ontology annotation, molecular function: zinc ion binding; nucleic acid binding. The coding region runs from base 1 to 1038 and encodes 345 amino acids.